Messenger RNA from Lutra lutra (Eurasian river otter), 4265 nucleotides. It is a transcript of the gene CUL3, whose product is annotated as cullin 3. Gene Ontology annotation, cellular component: Cul3-RING ubiquitin ligase complex. Gene Ontology annotation, biological process: ubiquitin-dependent protein catabolic process; protein ubiquitination. The record is from RefSeq and is a predicted model, not a curated record. The transcript has 16 exons. Lineage: Eukaryota; Metazoa; Chordata; Mammalia; Carnivora; Mustelidae. Gene Ontology annotation, molecular function: ubiquitin protein ligase binding. Bases 567 to 2873 code for a protein of 768 amino acids.
UCCAGUUGACCCCUCCCGCUCCUAAGCUUCGCCCCGCCCCACCCGGAGCAGCGCGCUCGCCCUCCUCUCGCGAGAUCUGAGCGUCCCCCGCCGCGGCCGCUUGCUUCCCCCUCCCGUCCUCCCACCCCCCUCCCCCCAAUCUCUCCACUCUCCGGCUCUCCUCCCUUCCUCCUCCCCCCUCCACCCUCUGGGCCGGAUCUCGUCUCGCUGAGGCGGAGGAGGAGAAGGAGGAGGAGGACGUUCGGCCUGCGCAGUGAGAUGUUUGUCCGUCGCCGCCGCCGCCGCCAUCGCGGAGGAGCGCGAUAAAGGGAGCCGAGCCGGGCGUGAGGGGGACUCGCGGAGCCGCCGCGCCAGCGCAGCCCCCCAGUCGAGCCCGAGCCGCCGGAGCCCGAGCCGCUGCCGCCCCCGCCGCGGCCGCCCAGCGGCCGGCCAGCUCCCUAGCCCAGCCCGGGGGCCGCGCCGCCGCCGCCCCCAGCGUAGCCCCUCGCCUCCCCGCCCGCCUUAAAUGUGACACCGGCGCCUCGGGAGUGCGACCCGAAGCCGCCGCCGGGGAGGGGACGAGCACCAUGUCGAAUCUGAGCAAAGGCACGGGCAGCCGGAAGGACACCAAGAUGCGGAUCCGGGCCUUUCCGAUGACCAUGGAUGAAAAAUAUGUAAACAGCAUUUGGGACCUUCUGAAAAAUGCAAUUCAAGAAAUCCAGCGUAAGAAUAACAGUGGUCUUAGUUUUGAGGAGCUCUAUAGAAAUGCUUAUACAAUGGUUUUGCAUAAACAUGGAGAAAAACUCUACACUGGACUAAGAGAAGUUGUUACCGAACAUCUCAUAAAUAAGGUGCGAGAAGAUGUACUAAAUUCAUUGAAUAACAACUUUCUUCAAACGCUAAAUCAAGCUUGGAAUGAUCAUCAAACAGCUAUGGUGAUGAUUAGAGACAUACUAAUGUAUAUGGACCGUGUAUAUGUACAACAAAAUAAUGUGGAGAAUGUCUACAAUUUGGGAUUAAUUAUUUUUCGCGAUCAAGUUGUACGUUAUGGGUGUAUUAGGGAUCACCUACGACAAACACUAUUGGACAUGAUUGCAAGAGAGCGGAAAGGAGAAGUUGUAGAUCGAGGCGCAAUAAGAAAUGCUUGCCAGAUGUUAAUGAUUUUAGGUCUCGAAGGACGAUCCGUCUAUGAAGAAGAUUUUGAGGCUCCUUUUUUGGAAAUGUCUGCAGAAUUUUUUCAGAUGGAAAGCCAGAAAUUUUUAGCAGAAAACAGUGCUUCAGUAUAUAUAAAGAAAGUAGAAGCUAGAAUUAAUGAAGAAAUAGAACGGGUGAUGCACUGCCUUGACAAAUCAACUGAAGAGCCAAUAGUAAAGGUGGUUGAGAGGGAGCUCAUUUCCAAGCACAUGAAAACCAUAGUAGAAAUGGAAAAUUCUGGGCUAGUACAUAUGUUGAAAAAUGGAAAGACAGAAGACCUUGCUUGCAUGUACAAGUUAUUUAGUCGUGUGCCAAAUGGCUUGAAAACAAUGUGUGAGUGUAUGAGUUCCUAUUUGAGGGAGCAAGGUAAAGCCCUUGUUUCUGAGGAAGGCGAAGGAAAGAAUCCUGUUGACUAUAUCCAGGGCUUAUUGGAUCUGAAGAGUAGGUUUGAUCGCUUCCUCCAGGAAUCGUUCAAUAAUGACCGGCUCUUUAAACAAACUAUUGCGGGUGACUUUGAGUAUUUUCUCAACCUCAACUCCAGGUCCCCUGAAUACCUCUCAUUAUUUAUUGAUGAUAAGCUGAAGAAGGGAGUCAAAGGGCUAACGGAACAAGAAGUAGAAACAAUAUUGGAUAAGGCAAUGGUCCUUUUUAGGUUUAUGCAAGAAAAAGAUGUAUUUGAACGUUAUUAUAAACAACACUUGGCAAGGAGACUUCUCACAAAUAAAAGUGUUUCUGAUGACUCUGAAAAAAAUAUGAUAUCUAAGUUAAAGACUGAAUGCGGAUGUCAGUUCACGUCAAAACUGGAAGGAAUGUUUAGGGAUAUGAGCAUCUCAAACACAACUAUGGAUGAAUUCAGGCAGCAUCUACAGGCAACUGGGGUAUCUUUAGGUGGUGUUGAUCUCACAGUCCGGGUGCUCACGACAGGAUAUUGGCCCACUCAGUCAGCCACACCAAAGUGUAACAUCCCACCAGCACCAAGACAUGCUUUUGAGAUAUUCAGAAGGUUUUACUUAGCCAAACACAGUGGUCGACAGCUCACACUCCAGCAUCAUAUGGGUUCUGCAGAUCUCAAUGCUACAUUUUAUGGACCAGUUAAAAAGGAAGAUGGAUCCGAAGUUGGUGUUGGAGGGGCACAAGUAACUGGCUCUAAUACGCGGAAGCACAUAUUGCAGGUCUCCACUUUCCAGAUGACCAUAUUAAUGCUCUUUAAUAAUAGAGAAAAAUACACAUUUGAGGAAAUUCAGCAAGAGACGGAUAUCCCCGAAAGAGAACUUGUUAGAGCUCUGCAGUCCCUUGCCUGUGGUAAACCAACCCAGCGGGUUCUUACAAAAGAGCCCAAGUCCAAGGAAAUAGAAAAUGGCCACAUAUUCACAGUUAAUGAUCAGUUCACAUCCAAACUACACAGAGUCAAGAUUCAAACAGUUGCUGCCAAACAAGGUGAAUCUGACCCAGAAAGGAAAGAAACGAGGCAGAAAGUGGACGAUGACAGAAAACAUGAGAUCGAAGCUGCUAUUGUGCGGAUAAUGAAAUCCAGAAAGAAGAUGCAGCACAAUGUAUUAGUAGCAGAGGUAACUCAGCAGUUGAAGGCUCGAUUCUUACCAAGUCCAGUUGUUAUUAAGAAACGUAUUGAAGGACUUAUUGAGAGAGAAUAUUUGGCACGAACACCUGAGGAUCGCAAAGUAUACACAUAUGUAGCAUAAAAUGCGUUCAGAAAUUUGAUUUAUUCUUGGACUGUACUCUUCCGCAUGGACUGAGAAGUUCUUUUAAAUCAUUAAAUAUUAAGACGACCAUCUCUUCUAUUAAAUUACAGUACAUGUUCUAGACCAUUCAGAUCAAGCCUUUACUCCCUUUGAGAGUUUUCAACAUCAGUUGAUUGAGCUUCAGGCUUUACAACGUUUAUCCCUGUAGAGAUCAUCUUUACAGUUCCUCGGGAAAAUGUGAAUGUGCCGCGUUUUGUUUUCAAUACUGUAUGAAAACAGGAAAAAAUAAAACAAAAAUUUAGAAAAUACAGCUCAUUAAAAUAAAAUUGUUGGAUUUCAUUUCCCCAGGUCUUCAGUGUUGAUGUAAAUGUGUUUUUGUAGUGUUGCUUAGCACUUUGCGCAUUGUAUAAGUUGGGUAACAAAAAUGGUAAAAGAAAUGACACAGUUCCCAGUUAAUCUUGCUCUGCUUAAGACACUUCUUUAGCUAGUCUUGUUUAAUUUAAAGGUUUGAUAAAUAUACACAGACCCAAGCAUACAUUUGAUGAGCAUGCUUUAUUCUACCAUAUGCACUUACUAAUCUUCUAGCCUUAUGACCAGGAACCUUUAUUUUGGGCUCUAUACACUCCCUGAUUUGGUUUUCCCCUAUUGUAUUUUGAGAUUCCCAAAUUAAGUCCUCUAAUGAUUGGGUUUUGUUUUACGUUAUCUCUAGAGAGAGAAAAUAUUUUAGUAUGUAUAAAUUGUAUAAUAAUUUUUUGCUGUUGUACUCACUGCUAAUAGUGGAUUGUAUAGGGCAGUGUUUUUAUUUCAUUUAUUAUCGACAAAAAUAAAUGAUUUAGUAUGCACACACCCACUAAUUCAAGUAUGUCAGAGCACAAAGUUAGCAACUGGUUGUAUUGAAUUCAGACCCUUGAAAAGCACAUACAGCCGGUACUUUGUUUAUAAAUAUCUUAGGUUGCCCCUCUCUUAAAUAUAUAUUUUGGUGAAGCUGGGGUGCACUGUUAAUUUUCUGUCUAAAAUGCAUUCUAAAGACGCAAUAAAUAUGAAUCCCUUGAUAUUUUUUAACGAGAUCUUCAGUUCUUGCAGCUGUGUUUUGGGAAGUGAUUAAGCAAUAUUUUUCAAACCUGAUGAUUCUUGGGUAUUUAGCUAUUGUCCUCCAAAGAGUCAUCGUUUCAUGUUUUCAAAGAUGUACUUUGUGCUGAAGAUUCAUGUCAGUUAUCCUGUGCUUCCAACUUUCACCAAUGUUUUUUACAUGAUUGAUCCACCAAGGAUUAUAGUUUGCUUUAACUUCAGAGUAUUUUUAUCUUCAAUUUUAUUUAAUUUUGUUUCAUUUUGUUUUCAUAAGACAGUGUUUCAGCCGUGUAAUUGGGGCAAACCACUAUAGGUUGAUGUUGG